Molecule: messenger RNA, 3117 nt
Organism: Cuscuta epithymum
Lineage: Eukaryota; Viridiplantae; Streptophyta; Magnoliopsida; Solanales; Convolvulaceae
Source: the annotation of a GenBank genome assembly
UGAAAACUUUCAGACUCUUCUUCUUCUCACCCUCUCCCCAUUGUUAUACUAACUUCUUAAAUUCUCUCUCUCUCCCUCUCCACAUAUGCUUUCUUCAGUCUCACCUCUUCCAAACCUCUCUCCCAUCUUGUAAUAUUUAGUUCUACCCCUGUAUCCAUAGGUUCUCUGUAUAGAUAGAGAUUUUUCUUCCAAGCCUCCUCCUCUUCUUCUUCUUCUUCUUGUUCAUAUUCAGUAUCAAAAUCAGUUAAACCCAAAGAGAAAAGGCUUGAGAGAAGUAACGAAAAAGAAAAAGAACACCCACCCAGAUUCUUGUCUUGGAAAUUUCCUCUUGCAAUGGGGGAAGGGGACAGUCUAAGGAAGAACAACAACGUUGUAUUAUUGUUUACUACUGGCGUGCUGCUGUUUUUGAGUUUUCUGCAGGUUGCUUGGAGCAGCAGGAGUUGGGAUGGAGUUAUGGUGACUGCAAAGGAUUAUACUGCGCUAAGUGGCUUGAAGAAUGAGCUGAUUGAUUUCAGAGGAGUUCUGAAGAGCUGGAAUGGAAGCGGCGGGAUGAUCGGAGCUUGUUCCGGAGGGUGGGUUGGGAUCAAAUGUGUGAAGGGUCAGGUGAUUGCCAUACAGCUUCCAUGGAAAGGUCUAGGUGGAAGAAUUUCCGAGAAGAUUGGAGAAUUGAAAGCUCUCAGAAAAUUCAGCCUCCAUGACAAUGUCCUAGCUGGGAGUAUUCCCACCUCUCUUGGCUUCCUUCCCAACCUCAGAGGACUUUAUCUCUUCAAUAACCGCCUUUCUGGGCUGGUCCCUCCCUCACUUGGGAGAUGCCCACUUCUUCAGACUCUUGAUCUUAGUAACAAUCAGUUCAAUGGCACUAUUCCUCCCAUCCUCUCAAAUCCCAGCAACCUGUAUAGGCUCAAUCUCAGUUUCAAUGCACUUUCUGGCCCAAUCCCAGUCAGUCUCACUCAGUCCUCUUCUCUGGUCUUUCUUUCUCUUCACCAAAAUAACCUCUCUGGUUCUAUUCCAGACACCUGGGGUGGCAGUAGUAAUAGUAGUAAUAAGCUUCAAACCUUGACCCUUGAUCACAAUCUUCUUUCUGGAAGGAUUCCAGUUUCCCUUAGUAGGUUAGGUCUGGUUGAAGAGAUUAACCUUAGUCAUAACCAGUUUUCUGGAACCAUACCUGAUGAACUAGGCAGCCAUCUGUCUAGGCUUCUGGUUCUGGAUUUAUCUCAUAAUGCGAUUAGUGGAGGCUUCCCUUCUACUUUUUCCAAACUAACUGCUCUUAAAACCCUGAACUUGAAUCACAAUAAGUUGACCGGUCAGAUCCCAGUCAACAUAGGGAAUCUUUCCGGCUUGACCCUUCUUGAUUUGUCCAAGAACAACCUCAGUGGUGAAAUCCCAGAAUCUAUUGUGUCCUUGAGAAACCUGACAUCUUUAAACGUCUCCUACAAUGACCUCUCUGGUUCAGUUCCAAUUCUUCUUUCCAAGAAGUACAAUUCAAGUGCUUUUGUUGGGAAUAUCCAGCUAUGCGGAUAUGCCCCUUCCAUUCCUUGCCCUUCUCCCCCUCCAUCUCAAAACCUUCCAUCAUCAUCUUCAAAAGGGGCUUCUUCUGUCCAACACCGGAAAGUAAGUACAAAGGACAUUAUCCUCAUAUUAGCUGGAGUUCUUUCUAUCAUUCUGCUUCUCCUAUGCUGCAUAUUGCUCAUCUGUUUGAUCAAGAAGAAGGCGAGUUCAAAACAUAGAACAAGUGAGAAAGCAGCCACUGAAGGGGCUGUGGCUUCUUCUGGAAAAGCAACUUCUGAAAAUGAAGGUAGUGGAGGGGGUGAAGGUGGUGGUGGAAAACUAGUGCAUUUUGAUGGCGCUUUCGUGUUUACGGCUGAUGACUUGCUAUGCGCGACGGCGGAGAUAAUGGGGAAGAGCACAUACGGGACGGCUUACAAGGCGACUUUGGAGGAUGGGAAUCAAGUAGCUGUGAAGAGGCUAAGGGAGAAGAUCACAAAGGGGUAUAAAGAGUUUGAGCAUGAGGUUUCUGAUCUUGGUAAAAUCAGGCAUCCCAACAUUUUAGCUCUUAGGGCCUAUUACUUGGGUCCUAAGGGUGAGAAGCUUCUUGUCUAUGAUUAUGUAUCUAAUGGCAGCCUUUCCUCUUUUCUUCAUGCAAGAGGGCCUGAAACAUCGAUAGACUGGACGACGAGGAUGAGCAUCACAAUGGGGAUAACACGGGGCUUGUGCUACCUCCACGCGAAGGAGAACACAAUAGUCCACGGAAAUCUAUCCUCAAGCAACAUUCUCCUUGAUGAAGGAAACAACCCCAAGAUAGGGGAUGUUGGGCUGUCAAGGUUGAUGACAAACGCGGGGAACACAAACGUGAUAGCAACCGCUGGCACAUUAGGCUAUCGUGCACCCGAGUUCUCAAAGCUAAAGAACGCGAGCACGAAGACGGAUGUGUACAGCCUAGGAGUGAUCAUGCUGGAGCUGCUAACAGGGAAAUCGCCAAGCGAGUCAACGGGCGGGUUGGACUUGCCAGGUUGGGUGGCGUCCAUUGUGAAGGAGGAGUGGACUAAUGAGGUGUUUGAUGUGGAGUUGAUAAGGGAUGUAGCGAGUGCAGGGGAAGAGUUGCUUAACACGUUGAAACUGGCACUCCAUUGCGUCGACCCUACUCCGGGUACUAGGCCCGAAGCUCAGCAAGUUAUUGAGAGGCUGGAGGAGAUCAAGCCUGAGCUUGCUGCAGCGCCUUCUUCAUCAGCCACUACAAACCCCAGCUCCCCAGCUGCAGUUCAAGAGAGAACUGAUGAUGAGUAACAAUAGUCUUACUGAGUAUACAUCAUAUACAUUGUGAUUGCCUUGUGGUAAUUAUUUUUGCUGCAUUUCAUUAUCAACGUAUUCACUUAUUUUUAUUCAUUCAUUUAUUCAUCUGCUCAAAAAAUAAGUGCUUUGUUUAGUAUUUUAUUUCACAGUUUUUUGCUGGAGUAGUUAAGUUGCAUAUAUAGAAAGAGGAGUGAGCUUGUUAUUUUAUUUGUUCAUGUUCUUGAUCCAGUCCUUUUCUUUGCCCAAUAUGUAAUACAAAUAUGUUCUCUUGUUUGGCUUCAAUAUAAACAUUUCUUUAAAGUCUUUAACUCCUCUAGCCUUGUAAAC